Molecule: messenger RNA, 2223 nt
Organism: Hyaena hyaena (striped hyena)
Lineage: Eukaryota; Metazoa; Chordata; Mammalia; Carnivora; Hyaenidae
Gene: GHDC
Product: GH3 domain containing
Exons: 9
Coding region: 192-1811 (539 amino acids)
Cellular component (GO): cytoplasm
Molecular function (GO): acid-amino acid ligase activity
Source: RefSeq, a predicted model, not a curated record
UCUUUCUGGCUGGCUGUGUACAGAGACCCAAGCACCCGCGGAGGGGGCCGUGGGUACUGAGAGUGGGCGCGAAUGGGUUAUGACAGGUGCACGUGGGACACGGAGCCACUUCCCCGGGGCUUAGGAGGGGCCCGGAGCUGGGACGGGAUGGACCCUGGGAUGAAGCAGAGCCGCUCGGGUGUGGCCAGGACAUGUCACUGAGCAGCCGCUGCGUGCCAGGCACUGUGUCAAAUCCUGUCUGUAUCUUCUGUGAAGCUGUUACUGUUCCCAUUUUACAGACAGGGGAACGGAGCCCAGAGCAGCUAGCUGACUUACACAGGGCCCUACGGGCAGAGCCAGGGUCCGACCUCAGGAGUUGCUUGGAGAUGCUGCUGCUGCUCCUUUUCUUGCUGCUGUUGCUGCCACCGCUGGCUGUGCUCUGGCAGCGGCAGCCCCAGGAUGUCAGGCUGUCCUGGCUUGUGGGCCUCCAGCACCGUGUGGCAGCUGCGACCCUGUGCUGGGCGGCCGCCUGGCAGAGGCGGAGACUGGAACAGAGCACACUGCACGCAGGCCAGAGCCAGCAGCAGGCCCUGAGGUGGUGUCUGCAGGGAGCCCGGGGGCCCCACAGUCCCCUCAGGGAGACCACAGAUAUAAGCACCUUCCGGAACCAUCUCCCUCUGACCAAGGCCAGCCAGGCCCAGGAAGAAGAAAAUGAGGGGCAGCUCCUGCCUUCUACUUCACCCCAGUACUACAGGGAGGCCUCUCUGCAGGCCACCUUGCUGGGUCUGGCAGCCCUAAACAAGGCCUAUCCAGACGUGCUGGCUCCUGGGGGGACCGCCUGUGUGACCCCUAUGUCCCCCUGGCCCCACCCUCUCCCCUGGCCUUGGCCUGCCCUGGGCCAGGUUAGCGCCCCCGGAGCCAAGCACCCUGGAGUCCUGCUGCUAAAGGCAUUGAGGUCUCCAGGGCUGCGGGCACUCGAAGCUGGGACGGCAGCCGAACUCCUAGAUGUCUUUUCGGGCCUGGAGGCCGAUGUCGAAGAGCUCGCUGAGGCAAUAGCUGCCGGGAACCCAGGGCCUCCUCUCCCCAGACGGGCAGCCGAGCUGCGGGAGGCCCUAGAACAGGGGUCCCGAGGACUGGCCCUCCGGCUCUGGCCGAAGCUACAGGUGGUGGUGACUCUGGACGCAGGAGGCCAGGCUGAGGCUGUGGCUGCCCUGGGGGCAUUGUGGUGCCAAGGGCUAGCCUUCUUCUCCCCGGCUUACGCUGCUUCUGGAGGGGUGGUGGGCUUGAACCUGUGGCCAGAGCAGCCGGGUGGGCUCUACCUUCUGCCACCCGGAGCUCCUUUGAUUGAGUUGCUCCCAGUCAAGGAAGGAGCCCAGGAAGAGGCUGCCUCUCCUGUCCUGCUGGCUGAGGCCCAGAAGGGCGAGGAGUACGAGCUGGUGCUGACCGACAACACUAGCCUUACCAGGUGCUGCCUGGGUGAUGUGGUACAGGUGGUUGGUGCCUACAAUCAGUGUCCGGUCGUCAGGUUCGUCCGCAGGCUGGGCCAGGCCCUGAGCGUGAGAGGAGAAGACAUUCGAGAGGACAUGUUCUCUGAGGCCCUGGGCCGGGCUGUCAGGCAGUGGCCAGGGGCCAAACUGUUAGACCACAGCUGUGUGGAGAGCAGCAUUCUGGAUUCCUCCGAGGGCUCGGCUCCCCACUACGAGGUGUUUGUGGCGCUCAGGGGCCUGAGAAACCUGUCAGAGGAAAAUCGAGACAAGGCCACUUGGUACGUUGUUCUGUGGCCUCUCUGGAUGGGAACUCUUGGCCAAGAUCUUCGACUCUGUGUCACCUGACAGUUGCCCAUCAGAACUCCAGGCCUUAGGGAGGUCUAACCUGGUCAGCCCGUUUGGAUGAGAUGAUGUCAGCUGGCGCCAGCAGUGCCCUCCCUGAAGCCCGUGGCGCCCUCUGGAGGACACUGCUAGGUUCCCAGCCGCGCUGCUGGCUCCUGGGUCCCCAGGCCCAGUGCACUGCGCAGGCUGGAAGUGUUAAUGCCUAACGCUCCCAGGAGCGACUCUCAGUCAAUAAGAAAUAGGAGUCGGAGGAAGAGACCUCAGCAUCAUUGUCCCUGUGUCUUCUGCACCAGUUGCCCAUAGUGGUAACCGUCUCAUUAACACAAUUCUUACUGGUUUUCCUUCCAUCCUUCUCAUCCCCAUGUUUUUGUGUACUUUGUAGGGUUACCUCCCAAAUAAACCUCUUGCACCCAGA